UGCCCGUUGCUGAGUCCUUUGUCCUGCUCCUUUUUUCUCCUCGGAGGAAAGCAGCUUUGAAGAUACCCCUUCUCCUCGCACAUUCAGUCUCACCAGUUCAGGAGAGGGGCAGGGGAACAAGGCUGCAAGGGAACUGCUGUGCUGAAUGCCUGUAGUGUAGCCAGCAUUAACUGGCUAGAGAAUCCUAUUACGUGAUAGGUAGCAAGCCAGGGCCUAAUUUAUGGAAAUUUUGACCUUUGGUCCCCUUUGACAUUUUCGAAUCUGCCAUAGCCUGUGUGAGAUGUUAAAGCUCUUACAGUAAGGGGCCCUAAAUCAGCUUGUGUGGCUGCUGGAGCCAACGAGUGGGUCAGAGGUAAGAAUUCACUGAGGUUCGUGUGUGGGCUGCUCGGAGCCUGUUUGACAUUUAUAAAUCAGUGACAUUCCUCUGCACAGCUCAGUACAUACAAAUCACUUCAGUCUCUAUGAGGAGGGCCCCUCAUCUCAGUCAAGGGUGGAUUUGGGCAUCCAUGGCCUUUCCUUCUGAGAUGAGCAGAAUAUGCCUAAACAAAUCCAGCUUAAUCAGCUGGCAAGGUCACCUACCAUCCUAUGCGUGACCUGUUGUUGGAGAUGGAACGAGGGCUCUUUUAGCAUCAAACAUACCUCCGAGGACUUUGUGCCAUCCUCAGGGCUUGAUCACAAAAGUCCUCAUCACUAGAUGCCAUACCAGACACCCCACACUUUUGUCAGCUGCCAUAACAAAUGUUGUGCUCACGAACUCUGUUAUUAGAGUAGCACAAACAGCCGUGGUCCUGUUCUGCUCGGUGCUGGGCCAGUUAGAUGUCAACAGCUUCCCAGGGAAACCUACAUGCUGCAAAUAAUGCUCCACCAGGCUGAGAACUACGAGUGGGCCUGCCCCAAAUUUCUCACAGUCUGGAUUCUAUGUAGAAAGAAAACAUGAUGAGAAAAACAUAACCAGGGCUGUGGACAAGGUACCGUUAACGUCAGCCAGUUAUUGUGCAACAGACAUCCAUCUCAGCUUCUGCGAGCCCGACCUGUUUAACCACCGCUUACUUCUCCAAACUGUGAGGGUUUACAUGGCCGCCCCAUCCACCUCAGCGCUGGCACCCUGCUCCUCCCGGGUAACAGUGCACUGGGCUUUGGGAUGCCCUCUGGCCACACUUACAGUGGUUCAAGCGCAUGAUGGCCAGGAUGGUGAAGCCACUUCCUCUGUGGUUGUGAACCUGCAGCUGUGGAGAUGGUCAAAGAAAAGAGACGCUCGUGUUUUGGGCUGUGCAACCAGAGAGGGAGCUACGGCAAGUGCGUAUACCCUGAUGUGCUGCCACGGCCACUUGCUGCUUGGCCAAAGUCGCCCCAAAACGAAGAGCAAUGGUGGCUGCUGGGAACAGCUCCUCCCUCGUGCCCACACGCCUUCACGCUGAGGGGAAAAACUGCCGAGGAGGGCGGCGGGAGAGGGGGAAAUUAGUGAGGUAAAAACCUGACAGGAGCGAGGUAACAAUCUGACACAAGUGAAGGAAAAUCCAGACGUGACUCCGGGUGAGGGAGAUCAGCGCGGGCGGAGCACAGCACCGCCAUGGCGGCAGGGCAGCUGUGGGCCCUCGUGUCUCCGGGGGGGGCGAAGCCCGGUGGGAGAGGGCGGCAGGGCGCUGGCAGAAGCACUCCCGGCUUGAGAAGAGCCUGAAAACGUACAACCGGGCAGAGCCGGGGGCCGGGGAAAGGGGAGGGCGCUCCCCGGCUCCCUCCCACCCUCUCCGGAUAAAUGUGCCGCCGGGAGGCGGCGGGCGUACGGCAGCAGCGCGUGGAGCAGCGCGGGGCUCGCGCUCCUGCUCCCCGCCCAGCGCUCCCUGCCGGCGGGGCCGCUCGCUCUCCGCCCGCAUCGCCGCGCGGGGCCGCCGCGCUUUCUCUGUUUCCCCUCCCUUCCUACGGGCGCGGGGCCGGGCGAGGGGCAAGCGGCCCGGCGCGGCCGAUGCCGGCUGUCCCCGCCGCGCGCGGCUCGGCGCAGGCUGCGGCAGGCUGGUGGCGGCCAUCGGGAAUCGGGGCCCCCCCGGGCGCCCUUCCCCUCCCGUCCCUCCUCGGCCGGAGGGUUUUCUCCCGCUGCGGCCGCCUCGCUGCCCCCCAGACAUGGUAGGGCACCUCCAGCUGCAAGGGAUGGACGAGAGCCUGAAGGAGAAGAGCCGGGAAGGCUUGCUGGACAGCCCGGACUCGGGGCUGCCCCCCAGCCCCAGUCCUCCUUUCUACUCCCUCUCGCCCGGGGGCGGCGGCGGCGCGGACCCCCCGGCCCCGGGGCAGCGGCGCGAGGCCAAGGACGGCAGAGGGAUGCCUUACCUGCUCCUGAACCCGUCCGUGUCGGAGAUAAGACCUCGAAUGUACCCUGUGUUUUUUGGAGAAAGCAUUGAAGUCAACCCUGAGCCCGUACAGGAAAUUAGGUGUAAUUCCGAGGUGAAGUAUGACUCUGAGAAGCAUUACAGGGAUGACAUCUUCUAUGGCCCCAUCCCCACCGUCACCACCUACAGUGAGACAGUCAUUGCUGCGCCCAAUUGCACCUGGCGGAACUACAAGUCCCAGCUGAUCUUCGAGCCCCGCCAGAAGCCACUGAGGUUUCAGAGCACGACCAUCAUUUUUCCUAAGCGUGCCAAGAACAUUUACCGGACCACCCUCAACUACAGCUUGGGCUGUGCCAAGCGCUGGUUUUCUUCCAGCGUGCAGCUGGAAGUCUGUGAGGAAACCAGCCCAUGCGUCAUCUACAGUGAGACCCUCUGAUCUGCCCCGCUGCUGGCAACCUUGUGACCUCAAGGAGGCUGUAGCCUUUACUGGGUCUCUGGCUGGGCCCUCAUUGAUGACGACUGAAUAUUAAUGGCUGGAGAAAAUGUCAUCUUGGGUGAGGCUGAACUGGCUGGGAGGAGGCUUGCAGGGCAUGGGAUGGUUUUGAUCAGUGAAAGGCUGGCUUACAUUUUGCGAAGUUCCUGAUGUUCGUGAUCUGGAUUUCAUUUUAUUUUUUUCCAAGUAUAUCUACUUUUGACUUGUGUUUUAGAUGAAAUCAAGAUGACAGAGGACCCCAUCACCCGUAGCAGAGUGCUGCCUCGUGAGCUCUGUACACCUUGUCUAGCACGUAGGUGAGACUCACUGUAGCCUUCAGAGAUAUUUUGGUCUCUGCCAAGAGAAGACCACCUGCAAAGCUGUGAAGACCAACCUGCCCAGCACACACGAAACCAAAUCUCCUGGAGUUUAAAUGCAGAUGAUGUUAACUGUGUCAGUACUUCAUGCCCUGCAUCCAACGAUUCAUCUGAGAGAUAGCUGCAAUAUUAUACCAGUGCAGUACUAUCAGGCCUAACUUGCUUGUUGGAGGGGGGCUGUCUCUGAGAAAAGAGAAGGAAAGCAGGUGCACAGUGCUCCUGCCAGCAGCUAGAUGUUUACGUACUAUGACAGGGCAUGCCACAAGCAGGUGGUUGGAGAAAGGCCUGCCCUGACCCACGGCCAGCUCUUCUGUGAGCCCAGCCUAAGCAAGAGGGUGCAGGGGAGACUGAGGAAAGGGAAAGGCUGUGGGGCUAUUUUCUAAAAGUGCCCAAGGAGUUCAGGAGCCCAGCACCCUUUUACUGAAAUAACUGGUAGCUGAAGUGUGCCAUGUUGUUUGUUGUAUCUGAUAUUCAAUUUGCAGGGAUCUUUACACACUUAACAACCCUUUUGAGUUUCAGGGUAUUGCAGAGAGGAGUGCAGCACAGAAAGAUGUUACCUGGCUUUAAAGAAGCUGGUGCAGGGUUAACUGCAGAGCAGGAUUUUCUUAAUCAGCAAGUUCACAGGUACUUCUCGGAUAGCUGAGCUGUCUCUGCAACAGGACCUAGAAGCAUAGAGAGAACAGUAGUCACUACAACCAUCCUAAGGUAAACCAUUCCCAGUGAUGAAUCACAUCUCCCAGUAUUUUUUCGUUUUGGUUGCUUGCUGAAAAACUGCAAAAGCCUACUACAAACUUCUGAAAAUGAUACAGAAUUGUCUCCAGAAAUCUUACCAAGAAUUUUUGCAUUCUGCUUGGAAGAGACCAGACUUAAAAAAUAACCACAUCGUUCUGGAAAUUAAUUUCCAGCUUUCGUUCUUCUAAACUUUCCAUUUUGUUUCUGACUUGAUGCAAGUCUGAUCAAGUUAUUUCAGAACACAGCCAAGCAGCCAAGUCAGAAAACCUAUUAACAAUGUCAACAAGACAUAGCUGAUUGCCCAGAACUGUUGACGCACAAACCCACAGUGAUUUAAAAAAAAUCACGCACAGUCUGAAAAACUUUAAGAAAAAUUUAAUAGUGACCUGCAAAGAUACUUUUUCCAUCAGUUUCAAAAGGCAAUUGGUAGGUGUGACCAAAACCGUGACCUUUAUGAAACAGAGUUUUCUUGUUUAAAAUGAAGCAAAAUUUAUCUACCGGAGAUAAAUAAAAGAUUUUUAUACACAGACUUAAAUCCUGACAACUGAAGCAUCAUUAGUACUGAAAGAUGUAAGCUGUGGCAGUGGUGAACUCUGCCUCUUUCAUCUGGGAGUUGGGCUUUCGUAGGGAGCAAUGUCUUACUGGAUUUCCAAGACCUGACUUCUUGGUUCAUGGGUAGAGACCUGCCCAGCCAUGUGGGCCUUCCCAAGCAGACGAGUCCAUCACAGGCUCCCUGUUUUUCUAGGAAUCCUGCCACGUGUUUAUUUUUCAUGACAGACCUGGCUUCAGCUUUUCAGCAAGUUCUCUCUGUCAUGUGCAUGAUAGAACCAGUGUACCAGGUUAAUCUCAUGAGCUUUUUUAUCCUGGCUAACUGCAGGCUUCUGCCUGCUUUGUCUGCUGUUCUGCUUUCUCAGCAUUGGCUACAACAGAAAAACAACUCAAAAAACAAGUGUGCAAAUAGACCUAACCCACAGCUUGGUCUUGGAUCACACGGGGAAGGGGCCGCUAAGGCAAAGUCUCACAGGUGCAGGGUCCCCACCCUCCCUGACCGGGCUGUUUUGAAGCUUUAUGUUUUGUUUUCUCUGCAAAUAGACUAGAAAUGACCUAACAUGCUCCUGCUCCUUCGAGCUUAGGCAGCUUUUUUCAUCUUGCCACGUCAGGAAAAAAAAGCCAGCAGGCAGCUUGGCUUCCUAGGCUGCCAGCACACGGAGCUGUAUAACCAUGGACAGGCUGUGGUGGGCUACCACGCUGGGCCACAUCCAAAACUGUGAUACUGCCAAGUGCGUGCCCGAGAUCUGUAGGAACUUUUGAAAAAUACCUUCUUAGAUGGUGACUCCCUUGGGCCCAUCACAGGUUGCUUUUCUUGUCAGUAAAAGCUGGCGUUGGAAGGAGACUUUGUUCUUCCUGUGCAAAACCGCAGCGGGUCAGUCCUUGCCCCGGGGCGGGCACAGAUUCCACCUCCUUGCCCACCCUCUGUCCCUCUUGCUGCCAGCCCCGUGGCUGGGUGAGGCAGUGGGAAGAGACCAAAGUCAUCUUGCUCACCAUUUGCAAAAGUGCUGAUUUUGUUGUUGUUGUUGUUUUGCUCAAAGAGCAGAAUUUGAAUUUUGUGUGCGUGUUGCCAAUUAAGAAUUGCUCCCAGGAGCCAAGAAGUGCCUUAUUUGUAGUAUGUUUUCUGCAUCUAAAAGGAACGAUUAGUUCCACUAGAAAGAUGUUUUUCUUUUAAAUGGAACAUUAUUUAUCUCAACCAACCUAUCUUUGUUCAUCUGUUUUCUCAAAGAUACAAAUGAUAAACCUAGACCAUAGAAAAUGCUGCUUAGAAAGGUGAGUUCCCUUGAGCAGCUGAGACUGUGGCUCCGUGAUUUCUCCCAAGCAUCCUAACGCUGGUUGCCCACAGUCCUGCACGCCUGAUGGGUUAAGUCUGACUCUGCCUGUAGGAAUUAUUUUCCAUCAGUAGUUAUUUUGGAAUCAGAAGCUUUCACAGAAGGCUUCUGGUUUUAUGUUGUCUUUGUAGGUUUUUUUUUUGGGAGGGGGAGGGGGCUCAAAGGUGAGGGGUUUGCCCUUCAUCCCUGUGAUUAUUUUACCCCUAAAAUGCAGCAGAGCAUGCACGUGUCUGGUCAACCUACACUGCUGUAAUUGCAUUUGGGGCUGAAAAUGGGAACCCUAGCUUAUUAAUGUCCAUUCAGAAUUUAGAAAAUACUUUGCACAAAAUGCAGAGGAAAACUUUGACCAAAAGAGUUUACUGCUUCUUUCUUUCCUUUUUUUUUUUUUUAAUCCUAAACAAGCUCUACUUUUCUCAAUGUGAAAUAGAGAGAGAUUCACACCCGAGAUGCAGACUUCUUGGGAAUGAUUAAAUGGGGUUUGAGUGUUGAUAGCAGUGUUUGAGUGAGCUGCUGGUCAGAGAAGUGAAUGCUAUUUACUAUUUAUGUUGAGUGAGCUUUACAAAAAAUGGGAAAGGUCACUAGAGGGUUGAUGAAGAAAGACUUUGCAGGGCAAACUGAGAACUGAAGGCUGCGUGAGUCUGAUGUAGAGGCGAACUGAUCUGUGAGUGAGCACUGUGAGCUAGGAUAUUUAGCCAUUGUGGUUUUAAUGUGCCUUUUUUUCCUGCAAGGAAAGGCAUCCUUCCCUUCUUCAGAGCUGAAACAAAAUCAGAUCCAUUCUCCAUCACAGUCAUUCAGUUCCACUGAAGUCUGCAGACCUCACCAUUCCCCAGGCUUGUAAGGGUCUCUGCAUACCAAGCCCACGCACACAGAGCUGUGCCUCUGUGGAGACAGGGGAACACUUCAGAGGAAAUGAUGGAUCUUGGUGUGGGAGAUUCACAUUCCUACUGGCAGGUAAACUGCUCCCUGAGGAUUACCCCAUCUCUCACAAAUCACUCCAUUCUGAACAUCUCCCCUGGAGCUCACCAGUAACCAUUGUAUUUGAUGUCUUGGGAGGCACACAUUCCUUUUCAGAUACUGUGAUGGCCAUCAAAAUGAGCAGAGUAUCCUACCAUGUGAAUUGUGACCUGGAGAUGGGGUUGAAAGGUGUUUGAAGGUUAGAGAAGGGAGAAGAGAACAUAUUACUGGUAGAAAUGCAUAAGGAUAUGUCAUAUUUUUAUUUUUGUAAGUCUGAUUCUCUAAGUGCUUGUAAAGUACUUUACUGUUGUAUAUGUGGUGAUGCAGUAGUUUUCAAUAUCCUUUUAUUUUUGUAUAUUCCCCUUCCACAAUAAUCCCUUCCUGUUCAACUCAUAGAAAGUAAUUUAAGAAGACAAAAUUUAUAUAUCAUAAUAAAAUGCCCAAACCAUCAGG
Numida meleagris (helmeted guineafowl) is the source of this 7189-nucleotide messenger RNA. RefSeq names its product refilin-A-like. Gene Ontology annotation, molecular function: filamin binding. Gene Ontology annotation, cellular component: actin filament bundle. Gene Ontology annotation, biological process: negative regulation of chondrocyte development; negative regulation of bone mineralization involved in bone maturation; actin filament bundle organization. The coding region runs from base 2119 to 2757 and encodes 212 amino acids. The record is from RefSeq and is a predicted model, not a curated record. The transcript has 3 exons. NCBI's taxonomy places the organism in Eukaryota, Metazoa, Chordata, Aves, Galliformes, Numididae.